Molecule: messenger RNA, 1236 nt
Organism: Aspergillus chevalieri
Lineage: Eukaryota; Fungi; Ascomycota; Eurotiomycetes; Eurotiales; Aspergillaceae
Exons: 2
Coding region: 1-1236 (411 amino acids)
Source: RefSeq, a predicted model, not a curated record
AUGGACGCCCCAUCAUCUCUGGGUUCGUCCGAAUUACUCUCCGGCUUCUCCGUGGAUUGGCCGAUGUGGAGCAGUCCGUGGUCCGAGGAUAUUCCCGGCGUACACAGAGAACAGAACGACGCAGACUUACUCGACGUCAACGACCAUAUCGCCAGUAUUAAUACCAGCUCCCUUUUCAACCAUGGAAAGGAUUUCACCCCGCCGCAGCACAACCUGAUCGACCUCCCACCACUUGCACCAACGGCCGAGGACGUGUCCAGAUAUCCGAAAUCACCGCAGCGAUCUCUCGAAUCAUACGCUUUCCAAGCUUCCUCGGACCUGUGCAACAAUAUGCCAUGCAUCACAGAGGGGAGCAGUGGACUAUUUCUACCGACGGAGCAUAACAACAUCCCCGAUAUUGUACAGCUCUCAGGGUUGGUGGCGGAGAUUCACGAAGCGCUAAUUACGCUGAGUGGAGGCCAUACGAGUCCGAACAAAGCGAGUGCCCUCGACACGUAUCCCAUGGGUCCGGUCUUAAAGCUGGCGCGAAGAUUCAUGGCUCUGCUCCGCAGUUUUUGGGCAGCCAAGUCGACCUCGGUCUCGGUCAAUGAUGACAGCCAUUAUGAUAAAACUGCUCCUUCCUCUUCUUCGCUUUUCCCGACGUCGCCAAUCAAUCAUACAGACCAUUCAAAUACUCAGACUCGCGUGAAUGACGUGCCGACUAUGCUGUUGGUGCUGACUUGUUACGCGUCCCUCCUGAAGCUAUACAUGAUGGUAUUUUCCCAAAUAGAGAGUAGCAUCGAGCAGUUACCUGAUCCAACGUACUCGAAUUGCAACACGCCAGCACUUGUCCAGGGGGGCAAGGAAGAUGACAGAGGUCUGCGGCUCAGAGAGCUCUUCUCAUCACCGACAAACGAGACAUGCAGUAGGCUGUACAUAGCCGUGCAGAUGGUUCUGGAUGAGCUCCAGGCCGUGGAUGAUCUUGUCGGUUGCUCUACCAGUCUGCCCAUUUUUAAGACCUCGCAGAGUCAUUAUGGGGAUAAUAAUGACCUACAGGGCAAGGAGGGGCAUCAGCGACAGGAGGUGGAUCUAAGGAACCCUUGGGUCUGGUUCACCCAUCAGUUGGAAAUGGUCAAGACGGUCUUGAACAAGGACGCUAGGCGGGUUUUCGGAAUCGACGACCAGAAUUCCAGUAAUGGGCUGUUUCAACAGGGUCAUCGUCUCAAGGCUUUGCUUCGCGGAAGAAUGAAUGUGUAG